GUUUGGUAAUUUGGUAAUGAAAUAAAACACUUUAACAGGCGUGAAACCACAAGCAAACGAACAGAUAAUCCUAAAACAAAAAAAGUCUAACAGUAAGCACAUUAAGCAUAACCUCAUUACUCAGUAAUUACUUUUUUUUGCAUCAAUAAUACAAUAAUGAUUUUUAUUAACUGGAGCACUUUGGAAGAAGCUCUCGGCUCCUGAAGGUUAGAAGGACACGCCCUCAACUUUGGAAACGGUGCAGUGGGUGCGCGUGUUGCCCUCAGCAGCUCACAUCACCGGGGAGAGACGAAGCGGAGAGACCGUCGGUCGGAACUUGGAUGUGUGUUUCUCUCUUUUUACGUUCGUUACUCUCUGGCGAACCGGUAAUCGGGUGGACAGCAACUCCGCUGUAUUCAGCUCCCUGCGGUGCGGAGACUCAGGGGAAUCCACCUGGCGGAGAGCGAACACACCUCGUGAUGGAUGCCCUGAAAUCAGCCGGCAGAGCGAUUAUCAAGAGCCCCGGCGUCCCGCGGCACACAUGGGGAACUUCUAAGCACGAAAAGUUACCGGAGAACUGGACAGACACAAAGGAGACCCUGCUGGAGGGGAUGAUGUUCAAUGUCAAGUACCUGGGUAUGACCAUGGUGGGCCAGCCUAAAGGAGAGGACAUGGCCUCCGCCGCUAUUCGCAGAAUUGUUGCCAUGGCCAGAGCAGGUGCUAAGAAGUUUCGAAAAGUAACGCUGACAGUGUCACCCAAAGGCAUCAUCAUCACAGACACAGAGACUGCGGACCUCAUAGAAAAUGUCUCCAUAUACAGAAUCUCCUACUGCACAGCAGAUAAAACUCAGGAUAAGGUCUUUGCAUAUGUUUCUCAGAGUCAGUUCAAUGAGACUCUUGAGUGUCAUGCGUUUCUCUGCCAAAAAAGGAAAAUUGCUCAGGCUGUGACAUUAACAGUAGCACAGGCCUUUAAAAUAGCCCUGGAUCUUUGGGAGAUAGCUCAGGAAGACAAAAGCAAGAAGGCCAGGACCUGCUGUUCCCGUGCAGCCAGUGACAGGGGGCAGAUGGAGUCAGCAGAGACACAGUGUGUUCCAGCAACCUCUCAUCCACACCUGUCAUCCCCGACACAUUCAGUGCCACAUAAGCCCAUCGGGAUGGAGGAAAGGCUCCAGAGGCCCUUCUUCUCUGCCUCUCUCAGCUCACCGUCACCUCGCAGUAACCCCACUCGAAGGCGACCAAUCAAACAUGACUCAUGGGAUGUGGAGGAUGGGCUAGAUGAUCCGUUUUCAAGCAACAUGGAAGUAGAGGAGGCAGACGCAGACUGGCCGAGUCCCGCGCCGAACACAUCUCUGACGAUGCAGCUCUGAGUCUCCUGGAGGUCUCCGAAUCUGUUGCAUAUCUGCAGAAAUGACUUUUAAUAACACACACUGGUGAUAGCUGCCCAUCAUACAGCAUUACAGAAAUGAGACAGGAAGCAUGCUCCAACCUGUGAGACAGACAGAACAACAAGCUUCACUUGAUCUGACAGAAUAUUACAUCCUGCACAAACUGAUUCAGUUUGAUCUUCUGCAGAGAAGCCAAAAUGAACAGUUAUUAAAAUGCUCUUCCUGUGAAUGCCUGCCAGUCAGCAUGCACUCCACUUAGUGUAAAGUCAUUGUUGAGCCAUACCCAGAUUUUUUUAAACCUGCCAGAUGAUAUAUUGUGCACACAGUGUGCAAAAUGGCACAUCAAGGUGAGUUAAGAAAAAACAUCUUUAGACAAUGAAAUUCCCACAGAGGAUCGCAGGAUAAAUACCAAAUUUAAAAGGAUUCUUCUUCCUUUAAUUACACUUUGUGAAGUGUUUCACACAUGGAUUCCACUUGCAAGUUAUAAUAAAUAUGGCACAAAGAUGUAUUUGUAUCACAGUCCAAAGAUGUGAGCACUCUCAUCUUUCUGAAAAUGUAAAAGCUCUCUGAUCUUGUUUGCUUGGCUGCCAGUCUCACUGGAAGAAGUCCAGUGUUUGAAUCGUCAUCAGGCGCUGGUGUAUUUUCUGAGUAAGUUGUACAGCACAUAUGUCGUCCAGUCUGACGUUGAUCGAACCAUUUUGGCAUAUAGUUAAUAGACACAGAGACAAACAAACUCACUCCUGUGUGAUCUUUUUACAUAAUUAUGAAAACAUGACCAGGACUGCAAUUACUCAAAAACAAAUGGGUCUCAAGGAGGCAUAUAUGUAACACUAACACAAUGUAGUGUUUAUAGAAAUGAAAAAGAAAGUACACCCUCUCUCAAUCAUAUAGUUUCAUGGAUCAUAGUAUGAUAAAAACGUGCUUCUUUCCCUGUUUCAAAUAUUAAGUGAAUGCACCCUCCAAUGAGCCAAAUCACACGAUAUAACACAUUAUGUGAUUAUCUGGCUGAAACUGAAACACUUAGGGACAAACUUAGUACAUCUCACAAUUCAAAAGUAGAACCAUUUUUAUCUGUGAUUGCUGGAAGUAAUAGUGUUCUGUAUGACAUUAUCAGUCCCUCACAUUAUUGAAGUUUGUGGGCACCAGUUUAUGACUCUGACUCCAGAAUAUUUGAUUCACAGAAGGGUUCAUGAUAGACUGCAAGGUGUCAAUGUCCUGUGGCUGCAAAACAAGCCCAAAUCAGCCCUCCACCACGGUGCUUGACAGCUGAUAUGAGGUGUGUGUGCUGAUGUGCUGUUUAUGGUUUUACCCAUAUAUACCCAUACCUGUAAGGUUAAACAAAACAAUUUUGAUCUUGUUUGUCAUUUAUCUUUGCAACCCUGAGCUGUGCUGACAUGUUUUACUCAUAGACUUUUUCUAAUUAUACUGUCA
This is a messenger RNA of Melanotaenia boesemani (Boeseman's rainbowfish), 2795 nucleotides long. Its product is annotated as low density lipoprotein receptor adapter protein 1. The record is from RefSeq and is a predicted model, not a curated record. NCBI's taxonomy places the organism in Eukaryota, Metazoa, Chordata, Actinopteri, Atheriniformes, Melanotaeniidae. Bases 321 to 1346 code for a protein of 341 amino acids. The transcript is spliced from 10 exons.